Molecule: messenger RNA, 1647 nt
Organism: Thermochaetoides thermophila DSM 1495
Lineage: Eukaryota; Fungi; Ascomycota; Sordariomycetes; Sordariales; Chaetomiaceae
Exons: 4
Coding region: 1-1647 (548 amino acids)
Molecular function (GO): heme binding; iron ion binding; monooxygenase activity
Source: RefSeq, a predicted model, not a curated record
AUGAUCACGGACCAAGUGAUCCAGCUCUCUCGCCAGUACGGGCCAGCGGCAGCCGAGUUCCUUCGGCAGUACUGGCCUGGCAUCCUAGCUUUCUGCCUCGUCGCCUGGCAUGUGCGCAACUACUUCUACAAUGGCCUCAACAAGUACCCAGGGCCAUUCCUCGCCCACUUCACGGACUGGUGGCGCUUCUUCAACGUCUAUGGUCGUCGACCGGAGCUUACACACAUCGCGCUGCACAAGAAAUACGGCCCUGUUGUUCGCUUGGGGCCGAAUAGCCUCUCGUUUGCUGACCCUGACGCUCUGAAGACGAUCUAUGGGCUGAACAAGGGGUUUAUCAAGCAGGCCGUGGUGAAGGGGAAGCCGAUGCCGUCGCUGUUCAGCACAACGGACAAUGACUUCCACAUGCAGUUUCGGCGCUGCGUCAACGGCGCCUUUGCCAUGUCGGCCCUCGUGCAAUACGAGCCCUUUGUCGACAACACUACGCGCCUGUUCCUCGAGCAGACCAAGAAGCUGUACAUCGACAACCCUCAGGCCUGCGACUUCACUCGCUGGCUGCAGUUCUAUGCCUUCGAUGUAAUUGGUGAGAUUACGUACAGCAAGCGGCACGGGUUCAUCGAGAAGAACGAAGAUGUCGAUGGUAUUGUCGCCUAUCUGACCAAACUUUUCCUCUACGUGGCACCGAUCGGCCAAAUCCCCCUUCUCGACAAGCUCUUCCUGAAGAACCCCAUCUACCUCAAGCUCUCCGAUUGGGGUCUCAUCGACGCGACCUUCCCGGUCGCCAAGUUUGCCCGAGCCCGCAUGUCUGAACGGUUGCCUGAACUCGAGCGCGAGAAAGAAGCCAAGAAACAAGGUAAAUCCAUCCUCCCGACCUCUGAGACCCGCACGCCCGACCUCCUUUCCAAAUUUAUUGCUGCCCACGAGGCUCGCCCCGAAUUCAUGACGCACAACCUUGUCCAGACUAUGGCCGUUUCCAUGGCCUUCGCCGGCUCCGAGACCACCGCCAUUUCUCUCUCCGCCGUCUUCUACUUCCUGCUGCGCAACCCAGCCGCGAUGGCCCGUUUGCGCAAGGAAAUUGACGACGCUGCUCGUGCGGGCCUCUUCUCUGACUACGAGACGGGCCUGGUCACCUGGCACGAAGCGCAGCAGCUGCCGUAUCUGGAUAUGUGCAUCAAAGAGGCAUUUAGGCUGCACCCUGCUCCUGGGCUUCCCAUGGAGAGGAUUGUGCCCAAGGAUGGGAUUGAGAUUGCCGGUCACUGGAUCAAGGGCGGCACGAUUGUUGGUUGCUCGGCGUGGGUGCUGCAUCGAGAUGAGAAGAUUUUUGGUGAAAGGGUAGAUGAGUACUGGCCUGAGAGGUGGGAGCCUAAGGGGCCUGAGGAUGAGGGUCGUGUUAAGGUUAUGAACGGCAUGAUGCUGCAAUUUGGCAUGGGCAGCAGGACGUGCAUUGGGAAGAAUAUUAGCUUGCUGGAGAUCUACAAGCUGGUUCCGACUAUGUUGAGAAGGUUUGAGAUCACCUUCGAUGAUCCCAACAGGGAAUGGGAGAUUGUCAAUGCCUGGUUCGUUAAGCAGCACAACUUUAUUACACAGUUCGAGCUUAGGCCGUUGGUGUUGCCGGAUGAGGGGUUUCUCACAAGUGAGAAGAAGCAUUGA